This is a messenger RNA of Rotaria sp. Silwood2, 534 nucleotides long. The record is from the annotation of a GenBank genome assembly. Lineage: Eukaryota; Metazoa; Rotifera; Eurotatoria; Philodinida; Philodinidae.
AAAAUGUGGCGUUUUUUACCAAUAUUUGAUCCAUUUGUUGAUUUUUAUCUUUCACGUGACCUCGAUUCACCUAUGAUGAAGCGUGAAACCGAAACAAUUGAUAUGUGGCUAUCUGAUAAACAGAAAAAGUAUUUCUUCCAUAUUGCGCGUGAUAAUAAGCAUCAUACUGUACCUAUAUUAGGUGGAUUAUGGGGUGCCUCUCCUGCACGUGCUCGUCGUUACUUAUUUCAUAUUUUUCAACCGAUGCUCGUACCAUCAAUUGCUCGACAAUAUAAAGGUGCGGGUGAUCAACUAUUUCUUGCAGACAAUAUAUGGGGAAAAGUUAGAAGACAUUCAUUAAUAUUUGAUAGUUAUAGUUGCAAAAUAUUAGGUGGUCAGCCAUUUCUUUCUCAACGACCAAUAGGUGAUAAUUGUUUUCUUGGAUGUAUAAGGCCAUGUUGUACCAAUGCAACUUCUCAUAGUUCUCAGAAUCGAAACAAUAUUUGUCCACCAGCUUGCCGACCAAAAAAUCAUCGAAAUUGGAUUUAUUGUUAA